This is a messenger RNA of Caenorhabditis remanei, 2097 nucleotides long. RefSeq lists its product as uncharacterized. The transcript is spliced from 6 exons. Gene Ontology annotation, biological process: gamete generation; cell differentiation. Gene Ontology annotation, cellular component: nucleus; P granule. The record is from RefSeq and is a predicted model, not a curated record. The coding region runs from base 1 to 2097 and encodes 698 amino acids. Gene Ontology annotation, molecular function: ATP binding; RNA helicase activity; RNA binding. Lineage: Eukaryota; Metazoa; Nematoda; Chromadorea; Rhabditida; Rhabditidae.
AUGGAAAAUAACCAAUCGAACAAUGGAAGCAGUGGAAAUGCUGCUCUAAACAAAGGAGGACGUUACGUGCCACCGCAUCUUCGCGGAGGAGAUGGGUCGAGUGCAACAUCAGGAGGCGAUGAACGCCGCGGUGGUAGCAGCGGCGGUUUCCGCCGUGGAGGCGGAAACAGUGGAGGAUACGAUCGUGGAUACAACGAUAACCGUGGAGGUGGAAGUUAUGGCGGAGGGAACCGUGGUUCUGACGAUCGUGGUUACAACAACAGUGGUGGAAACCGUGGGUACAGUAACCGCGGUGAAAGCAACCGAGGCGACAGCAACCGUGGAGACAGCAGUCGCGGAGGAGACCGUGGCGGGUACAACCGUCAGGAAAGAGGAGAUGGAGGGUCAAACUUCAAUCGUGGAUUUAACAAUCGUGAUAGUGGAUACGAUAACAGAGGUUCAGGCCGGUCAUACAACAGCGAUCGUCGUGACAACGGAGGAGAUUCCCAAAACACUCGCUGGAAUAAUCUCGAUGCUCCUAGCAGAAAUGAACGCGGAACAUCGAAAUGGGAAAACCGUGGGCCAAGAGACGAACGCACCGAGCAGGAACUUUUCUCCGGGCAGCUCUCCGGAAUCAACUUCGACAAAUACGAAGAGAUUCCAGUGGAAGCUACAGGAGACGACGUCCCACAACCCAUCGGUCUCUUUUCUGAUCUCAGUCUUCACGAAUGGAUCGAAGACAAUAUCAAAACUGCCGGAUACGAUAGACCAACACCAGUGCAAAAAUACUCUAUUCCAGCUCUACAGAGUGGGCGUGACUUGAUGUCAUGUGCUCAAACUGGAUCUGGAAAGACUGCAGCUUUCCUUGUACCACUUGUCAAUUCUAUUCUGCAAGAUGGGCCAGAUGCCGUGCAUCGUUCCGUUACCAGUUCUGGAGGAAGAAAGAAGCAGUAUCCAAGCGCACUGGUUCUUUCACCAACUCGUGAGCUGUCUCUUCAAAUUUACAACGAGUCUCGUAAAUUUGCAUACCGCACUCCAAUCACGUCAGCACUUCUUUAUGGAGGACGUGAAAACUACAAAGAUCAGAUUCACAAGUUGAGAUUGGGUUGUCAUAUUCUCAUUGCAACUCCUGGUCGUUUAAUCGAUGUGAUGGAUCAAGGUCUUAUCGGGCUUGAAGGAUGCCGUUACUUGGUUCUCGAUGAGGCAGAUCGUAUGUUGGACAUGGGUUUCGAACCACAGAUCAGGCAAAUCGUCGAGUUCAACCGCAUGCCACCAAAGGAAGAGCGUGUCACAGCAAUGUUCUCUGCUACUUUCCCAAAAGAAAUUCAACUUCUUGCACAAGAUUUUUUGAAGCCCAACUACGUGUUUUUGGCUGUUGGAAGAGUUGGAUCUACCUCAGAAAACAUUAUGCAAAAAAUAGUUUGGGUUGAGGAAGAUGAGAAGCGGUCUUAUUUGAUGGAUCUUCUUGAUGCCACUGGUGAUAGUUCUUUGACUCUUGUUUUUGUUGAAACCAAACGAGGAGCUUCCGAUUUGGCAUACUAUCUGAGUCGUCAGAACUACCAAGUAGUGACUAUUCACGGAGAUUUGAAGCAGUUCGAAAGAGAGAAACAUCUCGAUUUAUUCAGAACGGGGACUGCCCCAAUUCUUGUUGCCACUGCCGUUGCUGCUCGUGGUCUCGAUAUUCCAAAUGUGAAACAUGUUAUUAACUACGAUCUUCCAUCGGAUGUUGAUGAAUAUGUUCAUCGCAUCGGACGUACUGGUCGUGUCGGAAACGUUGGACUGGCUACUUCCUUCUUCAACGACAAAAAUCGGAACAUCGCCCGUGAGCUGAUGGAUCUGAUUGUUGAAGCGAACCAAGAACUCCCCGAUUGGCUCGAAGGAAUGUCUGGAGACAUGAGAAGCGGAGGAGGAUAUCGUGGCCGUGGUGGACGUGGAAACGGACAACGUUUCGGAGGACGCGAUCAUCGUUAUCAAAACGGUGGCGGCAACAAUGGAGGUGGAAGCGGAGGAUUCGGUGGUGGACAGCGCUCCGGAGGAGGUGGUGGAGGAUUCCAAUCAAGCGGAGGACGUCAGCAACAGACACAGCGUGCUCAGCCGCAGCAAGAUUGGUGGAGUUAA